UGCAUUGUAUUAUGUUUCUAGUCUAAAAAUUUGUGCCCGAAUUUGCUGCUUGUUUAAAAUUAUAGAAAAUGUGAAAUAAUUUUACAAUAGGCAUAUUUCAAACGAGCAGUGAUGUCGACCCGGUCUCAAUUAACUAAAGAUUUGAAUGAAAGCGUGAGGGCUCUGCUGGGACGACACACCAAAAUUCUGGUCAAGUAUAUGGUAAAAUUGGAAACGAAAAGUGAUAAAACUGAGAAUAGAGUAUUGGUGUUUACUCCUGUUCGUAUUUAUUUGCUGACAGCGAAAGUACCUACACGGAUUGAUGGAAAUUUUCAUUACCUCGAUAUACAAUCAAUCGACAGUAGAAAGCCAACACAUUUUUCAAUAACAACUAAUGACAAGACUUACUCUUUUUCUACAAUUGGGGAUGCUGGCAAUUUCAGUUCUAAUGCGGACGUCAUUCUCACAGAUUUAUCAUCAGCCAUCAAACAAAUAUUUCCCACAGUGCCAUUGAAAUACAUUAUUAGAAAGAUCGAUGUAAACCCUAUCGAACGUGCGUCAAUAUUUUCCGAUGAGUUUCAUCCGUCUGAUCCACGGAAUGUAGGACCAUGCGGCGGCUUCAGUAUGCAAUAUGCAUGUAUGUGUGAUUUCCAUGCAGUGCAAUAUAGAGAAGAAGUUUCUUGGGAUAUUGACACAAUCUAUCUGUCGCACGACAAUCGUAUACUUAAUUUACGAGAUUUUGAUCAUCUUGAACAAAAAGACUUGAUGGCUAUUAUUUCGGCAUUGGAGUAUAAUACAUUUUUUCGUGGGCUUAAGAUUAGUAAUACACGUUUGACGACCGAAACAUUAGAACGGAUUCUACAUGUAUUGAAACGGUCUAUGUGGCUGGAAGAGCUGCAUCUUGAAGGACUUGGAUUAAGAUCUGAUUUUGUUCACAAACUUGCAGUGGCUGUGAUAUCCAAUUCAAAUCCAGCACUUCGAUCAAUCGAUCUUAGUCAUAACUUAAUAGAAGAUAAAGGUGCUGGGCACUUGGCGGGUCCAAUAGCUAAAAUUUCCAAAGGCGUAUCCCGAUUGGUGCUUUCUCACUGCGGUCUAACAUCGAAAGGUAUCAAUCAAAUUACCCAUUCAUUGUCGUUGAAUCAAAAUAUUUUCAACUCUUUAACAUACCUUGAUUUGAGCGAAAAUAAUUUGAAGGAUGAUGUUAAUAAUCUGUACAACUUUUUGGCUCAACCAAACGCCAUAGAAUAUUUGGAUAUUUCUAAAACAGAUACGACUUUGGAAAGCUUAUUUGGUGCUUUACUGCGAGGAUGCUCGACGCAUCUUUUCCAUUUAAACGUGGCCCAUAAUCUGUUUGGUACCAAAAAAGGUAAAGAAAUUCCUCCUUCCUUUAAGCAAUUUUUCACGAGUAGCUUAAGUUUGAAGCAUUUAAACAUUGCCGGUUGCAAAUUACCAUUAGAAGCGCUCAAACACUUAUUGCUGGGACUCGCCUGCAACGAAUCGACCGCUAGUAUUUCCUUGGACCUUAGCGGCAAUUUACUCAGCUCUCAAGGUGCACACGUACUAGAAUCAUGCAUUCAUGGCGUUCGAGUACUAUCUAGUUUAGAUAUCAGUGACAACAAUCUAGAUUCAGAGAUGGCCUCCGUGCUUACUGCCAUAGGAAAAAAUCCUUCUAUCAGAGUACUGCAUUUAAGCAGAUGCUUUGCUGGGAUGAAACUAAAGCACAUUGCAACUGUGAUGGACGCGUUAGUAAAUUUGAUACAGAAGGACGAUUUCCAGCUGCAAGAAUUAGUAUUAUCAGAAAAUAAACUUAAGAAUGACCUCCAUAAUUUUAUAAAUGCACUCGGUAGUAACCAAAGUCUGCAAGUUCUUGAUAUCAGUGGAAAUUUAAUGGGAGAUAUAGGUGCGAGAUUAUUGGCAAAAGCGCUGCAAAUUAACAAUCGCUUGAAAACUAUUUCAAUGGAUCGCAACAAUAUAACAUUACAAGGUUAUGCUGAUAUAGUGUAUGCUAUGGAGCAUAACUUUUCGUUGAGAAAUAUACCCUUUCCGGUGUUUGAUAUGGCACCGUGUUUAAAACAGCACCCUGAUCGAACAGACAUGCUAAUGAGGAAACUUCAAGAAUUUCUAUUUCGCAAUGGGAGUGGCUUACGACGCGGAAAUGGUCAAGGAUUAAGAUUGCAGCAUGGUUUUUUACUAUCAUCUACGCACCAAAUAUUAGACAAACUAGUAGCGGAGACACAAGAAACGAUGUCAAUACGACAAGGGUCUCUAGAAGGUAGUCUAAUAAGACUAUUAGAGGACGCGGAGAAUUGCAAACAAUUACUGCCUAAACUACAAGAAUCCGUACGAUGUGAGCCGCAUCCCAUUGAAAUGCGACUGGGAAAGAUGAAAUCUGAGUUGAAUGUGACUAUUAAGAAUUAUCUUGAGGAAACAAUGGAAACAAUGCUCCGUACAGGAAUGGAACAAUGUCCCAAAACGCUUGGUAGCCCAGUAGUGAUUACGGAACUACGCAGAGGCUGUGAAGAAAGGUUGGUGAUAUCAGAAGAAUUUUUGCAAAACUGUUUGGUUCACAGUGCAGGCAGCGAAAUAAUAAAUCAAAUUAGUGAAGUGGAACAAUCUAUGGCCAGCUUAAUCUCUGACCGAGCGACAGAUGAAGUACUUGAAGCGCUUACUCGCUAUAAAAGAGGGUUAGGCAUAGCCGACUCAGCACACAAUUUUGCAGAAGAUGCACAAACGCCAGAUACAACUAGGAGUGGAUCAAGUCAGGGUUCUGAUGGCAUGGUACAGUUUGAAACUCGAUGCUUAGAUCUUCCAAAGUUGGGGUUGGAUUCACCUACAAAACUGGAAUAUCUGAACCUAAUUAUCUUUUCUUAUCAGGCAACACCACAUCUACAAACAAAGCGUCGCUCUAUUGCACGUAAAGUACGCCCUCAAUCUGUUGUUGGACUAGGUAUUGAAAAUUUAAGUCUCACUAAUCUUCCUGAAAUGAUGGAGUCGUCUUCCCCCGAGCGCCAUACCAGUAUUACCCGGCAACUGUCAACUCACCAGUGGAAAGAAGACGAGUGUUGCGAUUCUAUCACUGAACUUCCUAGUCAAUCUUUAACAUUGCAACAUUUAGUAAAAAGCCGGCCGAAACGUGCCAAAACACGUGCACCCAAGAAGCCUGUCAUAACUACAGAUGCGAUUAUUCCAAUCGCUAAUGAUGCAAUAGAAGCAUUUUUCCGACCGGGCUCAGCUACGCCUUCAACUCUCACCCCGCUAGUAUCACCUACUUCAGAGGAAUGCAGCUCGCUUUCUUUUGUAGAUAGCCCAACUCUAAGCCGUGACGAAGGUGGAAGAUUUAGCAACGUAACUUCAGGAGAAACCACUCCUAUAUUAGAGGAAAGACGGCCUAUCAAAUUGGAACGAUCGUCACCACUUUUCAAAGGUGUCAAUUGGACUUCACGAUCUAGAUCAUCGGACAAUUUGGAAAAGAUUUCACCAUCGGUAAUUAAAAAAUCGUCGUUGGUAAAAGGUAAUAACGAAACCACCCUAAUCGGUAAGGACCGAUGUUGUGCGACUGUUCCGGUUUCAGAGAACAUGCCCAAAACGGAGAAAUGUCCCAGCAACGAAUCAGUUCUAAGUCAGCAUUGCGAACAGCAAACGGCAAACGGAUCAAUGAAAACUCCUGGAAUUACGUCUAAACCUAGACCUUGGUCAGUACUCGGACAUGAGUCUAAGAACGAGUUCAAUGUCAACGAUUCUAUAAAAACUACUCCAGACAAUAUAGAUGAUGCAGUAGAUUUAGUCUUGAUAUCCGGGCAAACGCCAGGUGGAUCGAUAGUAGGCAUUACUCCUGGAGUCAUUAGUGGUGGUAGCAUUGUGGGUAUUACCCCUGGUGCAGCCCUGGAGAAAAAAACUGUUAGAGAUAUGGCUGCCAGUUUAAAUAAAUUGGGAGUAGAUAAAAAUAGAAGUAUCAUUGAUAAACCUCCGAUGCCAGCACCCAGAUUUAUUCGAAAGAGCGGACAUAGUAGCAUAUUUCAAGAGGAGGUCUCAAAUUUGCACGAUGAAAGUGAAUUUAUGCACACUAGCGCAGCCACCGAGAGUAAAAGCAAUGAAACCAUGAGUGAAGAACCUAAUUCCGCGAAAUCUAUUCUAGAAGACGACACGCAGAAUGCGAUCGAACCUGUUAAGCGCAUUGUGGCUGGCAAAAAAAUUACAACGUUGUUUGAGGAGACAUUAGUUGAAGGCCUCCAAAAGUCGAGAAACAAAGCGUUCAUUAACCGAGAAUCGAAUUUCUAUAAAGAUGACUCAGUAGAUGUGUAACGUAGUGUACACUGCUACUGGUAAAAUAUGGAUUUCACAAUCAGCAAAACUUAGUUUGAAUGUUUUAUGUUUUUCGCUGAUAGCAAUGAAGUUCUAUUAAGAUUUAACUAGUUUUACGUUUGAUUAAACGAGUUACACGACCUGAUUGAUGCACAUGUCUAAGGUUGCAAUUGUCGUACAGAACUAAGACAAAAUAGGCUGAACAAAGGGUGUUGCAGUAGUGUUUUUAUACUGUUAGACCUUCAAUUACAAAACCGUGACAAGUCUGAAUUUUUUUUAUAAUAUAGUUUCUAUUAACAUGCAUGUAAAUUCAAAUGGCUACAAGUAUUGCUAAAGUCUGCAUUAAUUAAUAAAAAUGAUCUGUAUUUUGUUCCAACCCUUUGGUACUGGCAGACGUUAGAACAACGUAUUGUUGAGAUGUAAUAAUACCAAAAAUCAAAAAAUUGCUGCUGUCACGAUAUUGACUACACCACAUUGUUUUUAUAGUUUCGUCCUAUUUGCAAAACAGUGCCAAAUGCGUGAUUAGUUAUAUAUUUUUUCAAAUAUUUCUAUAUCUCUGCGUAAUAUAAAAGUACAGUACAUGUUUAAUCGAGCAAAACUGUAAGGUAUUUUAGAAUUAUAAUACAGCAUGUUUUAAAACAAGAAAAAAUACUGCGUAUAAUGCAUUUUAUUACUUUUAUAUGCUGUAGAAUUACCUUAGUCAUACACUUAUUCGAAAAGAUCAGUGAGGGUAGCAGAAAAAAUAUUACCUGUAACAUACAAAAUUUCCGUUAAAAUAUAAUACAUUUGGAUGGCACAUAAAAUGACACACAAAUUAUGUAAACCGGUCAUGUUCAUUUAGAUGUUAAACACAGGUGCUGAACGUAUAUUUUAAUCUAUUUUAUUUGUUUUAAUUUUACCAUCAUGAAAUACAUUCCAAAAUAGUCAACAAAAACGUUCAUAGAUAUUCACUGUACACAAUUUUUUUUGAAGCUCUAGAUAUUUUAUCUAGAACUGAAAUAAGGAUUUAUUA
Messenger RNA from Sabethes cyaneus, 5293 nucleotides. RefSeq names its product F-actin-uncapping protein LRRC16A (gene LRR). Lineage: Eukaryota; Metazoa; Arthropoda; Insecta; Diptera; Culicidae. The coding region runs from base 112 to 4281 and encodes 1389 amino acids. Gene Ontology annotation, molecular function: protein binding. The record is from RefSeq and is a predicted model, not a curated record. Gene Ontology annotation, cellular component: lamellipodium; plasma membrane. The transcript has 20 exons. Gene Ontology annotation, biological process: cell migration; regulation of Arp2/3 complex-mediated actin nucleation.